GAGGAGAGAGAGAGCACAGAGAAAGCAGAGAGAGAGCAGAGAGAGAGAGCAGAGAGAGAGGAGAAAGAGGAGAGAGAGCAGAGAGAGAGAGUGGGGGAGAGAGCAGAGAGAGAUAGAGAGAGAGACAGAGAAAGAGCAGAGAAAGAGAGUGGCACAGUUUGCUCCUGCAGCGCUGCAAGGACAGACUGCACUGACAGAGGAAGGGACACACACACAGCCCAGCGUGAAGAGAGACAUGUCUACGUAACAGGACCAUCAGCACACUAAUCAUUUCUGGACACUGACAGCAACAUAGAACACAAAUAGAUGCCAAGGACUAGCACCUCAAAACAACCUCACCCUCACACAGAGGGAGGUCACAUUUUGAAGGUGGAACAGUUUGAAGACGGUCACAGUAAAGGCGAGGGAAGACAUUUGUUCUGGAAGAGACCAACUAAAACAGGAGUAAUCAACAGUAUCAUCUCCUCUCUGCGAUCUAGCUCUUGGAAGUGAAAAGGAGAGACUUUACAGUACAGGGCACUGGGCUGUGCUGCUCUGCCUUAAACACUCAUACCCUUCUGUGCUGCUUCUGCUGCUACUGCUGUUCCAAAACAGGCUACAUCAGACAGAGGUACGCUGAACUGAGCAGCUCUGCUCUACACUCUAGCUAGCUGUACUGCACUGACUGACUGGUUGACUGACUGGUUGACUGACUGACCAUGAGUGAGUCAAAGAAGGGCGAUCUGGCUAUCCGGGAUAAAGCCAUCCUGGGCCAGCAGAGGCGUCUGAAGCAGGCCACCCAGUUCACACACAAAGACUCAGCCGACCUGCUGCCUCUGGAUGGGCUCAAGAGACUGGGCACCUCCAAAGAUCUGCAGCCCCACAGUAUCGUGCAGCGCCGCCUCAUGGCGGGAAACAUCACACAGCUGCGUGACGAGGCCCGCGUGGGGAGACCCUCGCCCCUGGUCGACAGCAAGGAGGGGGGCGCCGGCGACGCAGAGGAGAAGAGCGAGAGCACGGCUGACGACUCCACGGAGGAGAGCGAGAGGAGCCUAGAGACGAGGUCGGACGAGGAGGAGGACAGCAGCGAGGCCGGGGGGAAGACGAGCAGCACGGCUGGGAACGAUAAAACAGAGGAGGGGAGGAAGGACAGGCCUCUCACUACCCUGCUGGUCCAGUGCAAGUGCUGUGACACUGAGGUGAUGGCUUCCAUCAACACCGGGAGUCAACACAACCGCAUCUCCAGCUUCUGCUGCAGGAGGCUUGGAUUGGUUCCCACCCAGGAAGGUCCACCCUGUGAGCAGACAGAGGGCCAGGGCUCUGUGAGGGGCCUCCAGCUGCAGCUGGGCAGACAGAUUGUCCAGUGCUCUGCCCACGUCACCGAGGAUGAAGUGUUUGAGCUGUGCCUGGGUCUUCAGACUCUGCAGGAACUCAAAUGCUGUGUGGACCUGAGCAGUAGAGUCCUAAAGCUCCAGGGCUCAGGGGAGGAGCUGCCUUUCAUGGAGCCGCCAUUGGUCAGCCAGUGCCAACACCAAGACAGCAAUGAGAACCUGUGACGCUGGCGUGUCACAACCUCCCAGCCAUCCCACGCCCUCCUCUGAUUGGCUGGCGCUGAAAAAAACAUGAGGUCCGGGCCGGGACUGUCCAAUCAGUGUCUCGCACUGCCAGCAACAUGGUUGAGCACCCUAAUUCUCUUCAGUUUACACCAUUGUGUUUGUUUCUGUGGAAUUAAGACAUUACCAUGAUGUUACUCUUGUAUUGAAUUAGCCUAGUUUAUGGAGCAGAUGGAGCUCAAGGAUUGGGACAAUUCUAUGUAACAACCUUCAUAAUUAUGUACUUAAUCAAGGUGUUUUUUAUCUGCCAGACAGUGCAUCAUUGUUCAAUACACUCUUAGAAAAAAGGAAUCCAAAAGGGUUCUUUGGCUGUCCCCAUCGGAGAACUCUUUCUGGUUUCAGGUGGAACUAUUUUGGGUUCCAUGUAGAAUCCUUUUUGUAAAGAGUUCUACAUUGAUCUCAAAAGGGUUCUACCUGGAACCAAAAGGUUUCUACCUGGAACCAAAAAGGGUUCUUCAAAAAGUUCUCCUAUGGGGACAGCCGAAGAACCCUUUUAGGUUAUAGAUAGCACCUUUUUUUCUAAGAGUGUACUGAAACAUACUGAGGAGUCAGACGAUGAUUAUCAUUUGAAAUGAACAUAUUGUGAUUUGGAGGUAUAAAAUAAUUUACGUUGAUCAUCAAUUAAAUGCCAAAACUGUUUAAAAUCGAAAUCAGUUCAGCCUUGAGGAAGAAAUUGUAUCUCCCUCACAUCCCUUUACAGAGUGAUAGUCUUUUAGAUGUCCUCUCACACGUGCUCAAGAAAAACGGUGAAAAAACAGGUCUUGUGAAACCUUUGAAUCUCCCUGUUAAAAAAUCAAAUUGAGAGUCAGGACAGACAGGGAAUACUGGAAGAGAUGUGAGGAGACUACUAUUCCUAAACGAACUGCCUUCAGCCAAGUGAAGACUCUCUCUCUCUCGUCUAUUUUCCAAAAUGAAGAGUGCUCCUAAGAAUGUCACGACGACCCACAUCAAAACUAGUUCUCAAUAAUUCCACUUAAAUGUUAAUAGAGUCCUGGAGCUAGUUGUGUGUGUCAGACGGACAGCACAGCAAAAAGAUCCAAACAUUCCAUAAUUCCGCAUGAUUUUUUGUAGAAGUCUGCUUUUGUAUAAAUCUGGAUGUUAGUGUUCCUGUGAGAGUGUGUCAGUGUGUGUGACUUGGAGAUGUGCGAGUGUGUGUACGUACUGGUAGAUGUGCACUUUGUGUGUGUGUGUGUGUGUGUGUGUGUGUGUGUGUGUGUGUGUGUGUUGGAUGCAUGUCAAUCGAGGAGGGGCUUUUCUGUUUCGAUAUGGUUAGUGGAUAGUGUUUCACAUGGGAAAGAAAAAGGGAUGAGUUCUAUUUACUUCUCCUAUUCCUACUCCUCCCAGCUCCUCCUACUCCUCCCAGCUCCAGUCAGAGGGAGCUGCCAAAACGGAGCUGACCCCAGCUGCCUUCCUUCCCUCGUCUUUUUCAGGGGACAUGAAUCACUCUGCUCUGAGGCUGCUCUCUGGGCCAAGGCCCUCAUAGAUGUUUGUUUAAGCAUAUUCUCUCUCUCAAUUUUUUAUGUUCGGGAAACAAAUCUGCUUGGUACAUUUUACCUCCUCUCAUUCGGUACGUUAUUCACUUUGACAAGCCUUGUUUGCUGAUUUGGUAUUUUACUAGGACGGGCGCAGCGGCACAGAAUCAUCAUCAGGCCCCUGCUUGCUGCCUGACUGACAGUUUCAAAUCAAAUCAAAUGAAUCACAUGCAUCGAAUACAACAAGUGUAGACCUUACAGUGAAAUGCUCACUUACGAGCCCCUAACCGACAGUGCAGUUGAAAAAAAUACGUAUAAGAAUAAGAGAUAAAAGUAACAAGUAAUUAAA
Messenger RNA from Salmo salar (Atlantic salmon), 3413 nucleotides. Its product is annotated as nuclear receptor-interacting protein 2. Gene Ontology annotation, biological process: proteolysis. Lineage: Eukaryota; Metazoa; Chordata; Actinopteri; Salmoniformes; Salmonidae. The record is from RefSeq and is a predicted model, not a curated record. Gene Ontology annotation, molecular function: aspartic-type endopeptidase activity.